CAGGAUUUCCGUGAGGUGUCUCCAUCCGGAAGGUGCUGUUUUGGAAGAGCUUGCAUUUAAUACUAACACCAGAACGUUUUGGACUUUACUAACACCAACGUCAUGGCAUCCCGUGUCCAUCCGCCAACAGUGCAAGUCUCAGUUAUUGAUAAUGACAGGUUGCUGAAGUUGAAGGAAAUGUUUCUCACUAAAUAUGGAUCUGAACCUAAAUUUUAUGUUCGUGCUCCAGGACGGGUGAACUUAAUAGGAGAACAUAUUGACUAUUGUGGUUAUGCUGUUCUUCCAAUGGCUAUUGAACAAGACAUCUUAGCUGCCGUACAACCUGUUGGUGGUCAAGUGAUUCAAUUGUCCAAUGCAAACCCUUCUUAUUUGGACUUCUCAGCGAGGUGUAAAUGAUAUUCAGAUCGAUAAACAAAGCCUUUGUGGCACAAUUACUUCCUAUGUGGACUAAAAGGAAUUCAGGAUCACUUCAAUCUGAGCAGCCCUAGUGGAAUGAAUUGCUUGGUGGAUGGAACCAUUCCUCCAAGUUCUGGUCUCUCCAGUUCCAGUGCCUUGGUGUGUUGUGCUGGGCUAGUUGCACUAACUGCAAAUAACUUGGUUCUUUCAAAGGUGGAACUUGCUGAGACAUGUGCCGGAUGUGAGCGUUAUAUUGGUACAGAGGGAGGAGGCAUGGACCAAUCCAUUUCAUUCCUUGCAGAAGAAGGAACUGCCAAACUCAUAGAGUUCAGUCCCCUGAGAUCAACAGACGUGAAGCUUCCAAAUGAAGCAGUUUUUGUGAUUGCCAACAGUUGUGUUGAAAUGAAUAAAGCUGCAACAUCUCAUUUCAAUAUAAGGGUCAUGGAGUGCCGUCUAGCCACAAAGAUUCUAGCAAAGUCAAAAGGACUAGACUGGAAAAGCCUGAUGAAGCUUGAAGCUGUCCAAAGUAAACUUGGGUUCACCCUUGAAGACAUUCUGGCUGUUGUGGAGGAAGUUCUUCAUCCAGAGCCAUACAAGCGAGAAGAAAUUUGUGAGUGUUUGGGAAUUAGUUUAGAAGAGCUUCGUACAACCAUCCUGAGCCAAAACACACAAGAUGUUGCCACCUUCAAGUUGUAUCAGCGAGCUAAGCAUGUGUACACUGAGGCUGCCAGAGUGCUUUACUUUAAGACCAUUUGUGAUGAGGCACCUGCCAAUGCUGUCCAGUUGCUAGGAGACCUCAUGAACCAGAGCCACGCGAGCUGCAGAGACCUGUACGAAUGCAGCUGCCCUGAACUCGAUCAGCUGGUGGACAUCUGUCUGAGAUCUGGAGCUGUGGGUUCACGACUCACUGGGGCUGGAUGGGGAGGAUGUGCUGUUUCAAUGGUUCCUGUUGACAAGCUGACUGAUUUCUUAGCUUGUGUGAAUGAUGCUUACUACAAAACCAAUGACCAUAGAUUAUCACUGCAGAAAAAAAGUCUGUUUGCUACAAAGCCUGGAAGUGGGGCAAUGGUUUUUCUUGAAGCUUAAAUAAAUGUAAAACUGUUUGUUUUUUGUUUUUUUAAACAAAAAAUAUGUUGCAGUUUUUCAUGUUGCAAGUAGCUCUAAUUGCCAGCUGAAAGCCUUACUUUGAUACAAUAUUGUAGAGACACAAUAAAGCUUUUUUCCGUCAAA
Bombina bombina (fire-bellied toad) is the source of this 1626-nucleotide messenger RNA. It is a transcript of the gene GALK2, whose product is annotated as galactokinase 2. Gene Ontology annotation, biological process: galactose metabolic process; carbohydrate phosphorylation. Gene Ontology annotation, cellular component: cytosol; cytoplasm. Gene Ontology annotation, molecular function: ATP binding; galactokinase activity. The transcript has 10 exons. The record is from RefSeq and is a predicted model, not a curated record. NCBI's taxonomy places the organism in Eukaryota, Metazoa, Chordata, Amphibia, Anura, Bombinatoridae.